Eurytemora carolleeae is the source of this 1932-nucleotide messenger RNA. RefSeq names its product solute carrier family 35 member F5. The coding region runs from base 462 to 1610 and encodes 382 amino acids. Lineage: Eukaryota; Metazoa; Arthropoda; Copepoda; Calanoida; Temoridae. Gene Ontology annotation, cellular component: membrane. The record is from RefSeq and is a predicted model, not a curated record. Gene Ontology annotation, biological process: regulation of peptide transport. The transcript is spliced from 7 exons.
CUUCUAGUUAUUCUAUGUAAUGUUCUAAUUAUGAAUGCUGGAGAAUAAUUGAAAACCCUCAUAUCUGUUGAAGACCUGCAGACGAAAAUUUCUUUAUCUUAAACUCGGCUUACACCUUAAGUUUUAAACCUUCAGCUCCGCUCUGUCAAUUUAAAAGAAAAUGCAUAUUGUAAUGAAGCCAUUGAUCAUUUUCCAUUGAGUUUUUUAUCUGUUCAUUCAUUCAUUCAUUCAUUUAUUGAUUAACCUGAAUUAGUCAGUUCUAACCAAAUACCUACUAUAUAUAUAAUUCUAUAUACCUGAUUUAAAGUUAGAAUAGUUGAUCUAUGCUUAGUUAAGCUAGGCUUAGUUGAUCCGACUUAGUUACCUUCUCAACUAAGGAGAACUUGACUAGUUAUAUUUCAGAGAGAAGAUGGACAGAUUGACUGUCAAGUGUGGCUAGCUGCCCCCUUUGCAGUUUCCAGAUGACAGAACAGAGCAUUCCCGAACCCACUAGUCCGGCCUUACGUGCCCAGCGGUUUGGUUUGGGAUUGUUGGUUCUCCUGGCUGUAGAUUUUAUCUGGGUCGCAUCUUCAGAGCUCACAGAGUUUAUCUUCAAAACACAACAUUUUAGUAAACCAUUCUUCUCUACUUAUGUGAAGACCUCGUUAUUUAUGUUAUACCUACCCGGGUUUAUCCUCUACAAACCAUGGAGAGAACAGUGCAAUAUGUCGCGCAAUAUAAGACGUGCAAGGCUUGGAAUUCAGGACACAGCUCAACUCUCGCUUACAUUCACAUUUCUUUUUUUCCUUGGCAACUACAGUUAUCAGGCUGCUCUAGCUAAUACCGAAGCUGGUAUAGUGAAUGUGUUGUCAGCUAGUUCUUGUUUUUUUACUCUUCUCCUCUCAGCUGUAUUUCCUUCAAAUUCUACAGAUUCACCAACCUUAACUAAAGUAUUUUCUGUUGGGUUUACGCUGGCCGGUGUCAUUCUAGUCUCCUACUCUGACCUUAAACUGGAGGAUGGGUUCCCUAAAGGAGCACUCUGGGCUCUCUCCGGAUCCUUGUCCUACUCCGCCUACAUCGUCUUCCUCCGUCGGAAGAUCGAUCACGAGGAUAAACUUGAUGUUCCAAUGUUCUUCGGGUUUGUGGGUUUCUUCACCUUCAUCUCCCUUUGGCCGCUGUUCCUGGUUCUCCACUACACGGAGCUGGAGGUGUUCGAGUGGCCGAACAAGACCCAGUGGUUCUCCAUGCUGGUGAACGGUGUGGUUGGGACGGUACUCUCGGAGCUACUCUGGUUGUUCGGCUGCUUCUACACAUCCAGUCUGGUUGCAACCCUCGCCAUCUCUCUUACUAUUCCUCUAACUAUGUUUGCUGAUGUUCUAGUUAAGCAUAUUCAGUAUGAUGAUCUCUUCUAUGUUGGUUCAGUUCCGAUGUUUCUUUCUUUCUUUAUAGUUGCAGUCCUUACACAUUGGAACAAUUGGGAUCCGAUUCUAGACGGGAUUAUAUUUAUCCGAGAAAAACUGAAGGUGUGCUGCGGAUGCAAAAAUGCGCCAAAUGAGACUUCAAGUUCUGAAACUGUAGAAAACGAAGCUUUAAUCCUUCCCGAUGAUACAAGUUCAUGUCCAAAAGCAUAAUUUGUCAUGUGAUCCUACUUAUAUUACGUGACAUGACCAUAGGGACACGUGAUCAUUCUACUGGCGCAUAAUCUUACAUCGUUCAACACUGACUUGCAUUACAUAUAUUGGGUCAACACCAAAGAUAUAAUAUUCAUACUGUACCAGCAACUAUGCAUAUAUUUUUAUUAUUAUUAUUAUUAGUGCAUAUCCUUACUUUUGUUUAAUUUAAGGCCUACUUAAGGUUUUCUUAGAUGUGUGAUUUGAAUACGUAAACAUAUUGUAAUACAUAUAGACCGGGGGUAUGUUUUUUAGUGCAUUAGACCUGUAAUUAAUUUUGAUU